Messenger RNA from Pedinophyceae sp. YPF-701, 2817 nucleotides. The record is from the annotation of a GenBank genome assembly. NCBI's taxonomy places the organism in Eukaryota, Viridiplantae, Chlorophyta, Pedinophyceae.
AUGUGGGAGAUAUGGCGCGGCGUGAUGGGGAAGGGCACGAAGGGCGAGGACGCGCGCAGGAGGCUUCGCAGAGGCGCCUCAAUCGACGGCCAGGGCCCGCCAGGCAUCGGGCGGAAGAGCGUCAAGCCUAACAUGGAGGCGAUCCGCGAACCGGAGGCGCCGCCUCUGCCCCCCGGCGCUCUCCAGGGCAGCGGCGUGGUGCACUUCAAGGACAUGAUGCUGGACCUCGACGACACGGAGAGCGAGGAGGAGCGGUACGGCGGCGCGGGGGGGCUGUACGAGGAGGCCUCGCCGAGCGCGCGCCCGAAGCGGCCGCUCGUGCGCAAACACAAGCAGAUCAUCAUCAUGGUGGGGCUGCCGGGCCGCGGGAAGACGUUUUUGUGCAACAAGCUGCGGUACUACCUGAACUGGCUGGGCCACGUGACGGAGCACUUCAACGUGGGCAAGUACCGGCGGCUGGCGCGCGAGGCCGGGGAGGUGCAGACGGCGGCGUUUUUCGAUUCGCGCAACCACGCGGGGAUGGAGAUGCGGAAGCGGGCGCUGGACGCGGCGCUGCGGGACAUGCUGCAGUGGCUCGAGACGGACGAGGCGCAGGUGGCGAUCUUCGACGCGACGAACACGACGGAGGAGCGCCGGCGGUACUUGAUCUCCCACUUCCACGGCAGAUACUCGUAUCUCUUUGUCGAGUCCAUCUGCAACGACCAGGACGUGCUGGAACAGAACUACCGCUACAAGAUGAUGUACUCGCCGGACUACGCGCGCGUGUCCACCGAGGAGGCCCUGAACGACUUCCGCGAACGCAUCCGCAAGUACGAGGAGGUGUACGAGCCCAUCACGGACGACCGCAUCCACUACAUCAAGCUCGUCGACAUGGUCACGGGGCGCGGGCAGAUCGUCAUCAACCGCAUCAGCGGCUACAUCCCGGGGAAGAUCGUCUUCUUUUUGAUGCAGAUCUGCAAGUCCGGCCUCGCGAAGCCCCGCAAGAUCUGGCUCUCGCGCCACGGCGAGUCGGAGUACAACGCCAUGGGCCGCAUCGGCGGCAAUUCGAAUUUGACCGACUUUGGCAAAACGUACGCCAAGCGGCUCGUCGACGCGCUCCUCGACCGCCUCCCGUACGACCUCGACGGCACGCCGCUGCCCGUGUCCGUGUGGACGUCCACGCUGCGCCGCACCAUCGCCACCGCGGAGCACCUCCCGUUCCCCAAGCUGCGCUGGAAGGUGCUGGACGAGAUCCAGGCGGGCACGUGCGACGGGAUGACGUACGAGGAGAUCUCCGACAAGAUGCCCGAGGAGUUCGCCGCGCGCAAGGGCGACAAGCUGCGCUACCGGUACCCCUCGGGCGAGUCCUACCUGGACGUCGUCCAGCGCGUGGAGCCCGUCAUCAUCGAGGUCGAGCGUGAGCGCGAGUGCGUGUGCAUCGUCGCGCACCAGGCCGUCAUCCGCUGCCUCUACGGCUACAUGAUGGGGCUGCCGCAGUCCGAGAUCCCCUCGAUCCCCGUCCCGCUGCACACGCUCAUUGAACUGACCCCGAAACCAGACGGAACGAUGCACGAGGAGCGCUUCCCGAUCGACGUGACGUCCGCGACGCCGGAGCCCGUGCACACGCCGCUGCACUACACGAGCGUCGCGCCGGGCGCCGAGUCCGGCCGCGCGGACCUGGAGCCCUCGGCGCCCGUGCAAGCCAUCAACAAGUUGACACAGGCGCUCGGGACGCUCGGGCGGUCGUUCACGGGCGACGACGGCGCGGACGGCGAGCCGCAGCUCGUGCCGACCGUCGUCGCCGGCACCGCGCGCUCUCCGUCGCACAACAGCGCCGGCAACUCGUUCUACCAGGAGGGGGGUGUCUCCGCGGAGCAGCGCUGGCCCGCGGGCUCGCGGUCGAACUCGCGCAACCGCGGGCAGUCGCUCUCCCUCGGGUCCGCGGGCGGGGCGCAGGCGGGGGCCUCGGAGGUCGCGUCGCAGCACGAGCUCGCCGCUGCGGGGAGGGAGGAGAGCUACGAAGUGCAGGGCGCACAGCUGCCGCCGCGCAACUCGCGCAUGAGCCAGAUGACGGGGAUCGAGGGGUCCCAGGUGUCGGCCGGGGCCUCCGGGCCCGCGGUGCCGCAGUCCGCCGGCAUGCCGCCGCCGGCGAUGGCCGCCAGCUGUCCGGUGCUGAGCGCGCUCGAUGCGGUCGCCGGCGGCGCGGCCGGCGCGGAGCAGGCCGGCGGGAUUCCGAUUUCGGGGUCGGCUGACCGCGUGGGGGCGUUGACGAGCGAGAGCCAGGCGAUCUACGGGGGGUCUCCGCCCGCGCAGGCGAUGCCGAGUCAGCCGCCGAUGGUGACUGGACCCACGGGCGGGGCGGAGAGCAACGUGCUGGUGAGCCCCGCGCGGGCGCACGCGAGCGGCGCGCCGCUGCCGCCGAGGGGUCCGACGCACGGGUUCGCGUCGUCGCCGCGCCCGCCGGUCGGAACGGGGCUGGGCACGCAGGUGGCGGGACCGUCGCCGCUGACUCAGCAGCUCCGCAGCGCGGGGCAGAGCGCGGCGUCGCUGACGUCGCUGGGGAGGGAGAGCAAGGCGGGGUCGCAGCCGGACAGCGGCGGGUUGGCGGGUUCGAAGACGGAGCAGAAGACGUCUCAACUGGACCUGACGCACCUGUUGCCGGAGUCGCUGGCGGUGCGGGAGGACGAUGGGAACGAGAGGUCGCCCUCGCGGAUGUCCAAGAGCAUCGUAGGUGGCGCCGACCAGGAUCAUCUCGAGACGGCGCACGGCGCGGAGGACCCCGAGGGCAUUCGGGCGGAAGCAGACAACCUGAGGGACACGCCGCGGGAUGAACAGUGA